UCGCGGCAGGUUUGUAGUAGGAAGGAGGCGGCGGCGGCGGCUGAUUUCACCUGGCAACCGUCGGUGCGAGGGGAGGAGGUUAAAAUUCCAUACAGUUCACAAAUUGCAUUUGCAGAAAAGACAGCUAUAGCCUCCCUUCAAAAAAAUGGAACAUCAAGAGAUGUCAAACACAAGCUGCUUCUAUUGAAGGAUUUUUGAAGAUGUAACUGAUUAUUACAAUACAACUGAGGAUUGUAAAAUAAUAUGUUCAAUAACUAGGACUUCAUGUAAGACAAGACAAUGUGAAAAAAAAAUCGUACGGACCCUCUGAAUUUGUCUUUCCGAAAGGCAUAUAUAUCUCAUUCAAUAGGGAGCAACAGUAAGUCUCUUAGGAGAAAUGGUAAGAUGAUUUUUAAUAUCACCGUUGAACAGGCAAAAUUUGACUGUCUUCUAAUAAACUCAGAACUGUAUAUACUGUGAUAAUAUGCCCAGCUACAAAAGCAAGGUCUAAAACCAUUGGACUGAGACUUUCAGAAGAGGUGCUGCAUUUCUAUUCGUUUGUUAGUACAACAUUUCUUCCUUUUGCUGUACUCGUGGACUUAGUCAGUUUUUUUUUAUAGAGUAUGUCAUCAUGGCUAGAUUUCGCAGAAAAAUGUGGAUCACAUUGCUGCUUUUUCUUUUAUUUGUUUUUGGUGUCAUGAUGGGCUUGAAGACCCUGAGACCUGAAGGAGCUGGGUUUGGCGAUGGUGUAGGACUGGAAUUAUUGCCACAACUUCGUCCUCGAGCUGAUGUUGGUGAGCGCAGAGCAGAUCCCUCCAAAAUUGAAAAGUCAUCUGAAAGUGGAACUCCUCGUGAUUCAAAAAUGAAUGAACGCUUUGGUGUGACGAAAAGAACACCCAUGUCUGAUGCAGACCUUGACCAUUUUCCUCCAGUGAAUUAUGAGUUGCAUGCAUUUUAUUAUUCAUGGUAUGGAAAUCAACAGUUUGAUGGUAAAUAUAUACACUGGAAUCACCCGCUGGUUCCCCACUGGGAUCCUAAAAUAGCAAGCAGUUAUCCUAAAGGAAGGCACAUUCCUCCUGAAGACAUUGGUGCCAGUUUCUAUCCUGAGCUGGGAGCUUACAGUUCUAGGGACCCUGCAGUUCUCAACGCACACAUGAAGCAACUCCGGGCAGCUGCAAUAGGUGUUUUGGCCUUGUCCUGGUAUCCACCUGGAUUGUCUGAUGAGAAUGGUGAACCCACAGAAGACCUAGUACCAGUUAUAUUGGAAGCGGCACAUAAAUAUCAAUUAAAGGUCACCUUCCACAUUGAGCCAUAUGAAGGGAGAGAAAACACUUUGUACAGUAAUUUGAAGUACAUUGUUGACAAAUACGGAUCCCAUCCUGCAUUUUACAGGUACAAGACCAGCGCAGGAAGAAACCUUCCAAUGUUCUACAUUUAUGACUCAUACUUAAUAAGCCCAGGAUCUUGGGCUAACCUUUUCUCUGUAUCUGGAUCGCACUCUCUUCGAAAUACUCAAUAUGAUGCACUAUUCAUUGCCCUAAUUGUAGAAGAAAAGCAUAAAAAUGAAAUUCUUCAGGCUGGUUUUGAUGGGAUGUAUACAUACUUUGCAACAAAUGGAUUCUCCCAUGGUUCUUCCCAUCAUAACUGGCAAGCAAUAAAAGAUUUCUGUGAUAGUAAUAACCUUAUGUUUAUCCCAAGUGUAGGACCAGGCUACGUAGACACUAGCAUAAGGGCUUGGAACAACCACAAUACUAGGAACCGAGUCAAUGGGAAGUAUUAUGAGACUGCUUUAAGUACUGCCCUUCUGGUGCGUCCAGAAAUAAUCACCAUAACUUCCUUUAAUGAGUGGCAUGAAGGAACUCAGAUUGAAAAGGCUGUGCCCAAGAAGUCAAGCCAGCUAGUUUAUCUGGACUAUCUGCCUCAUAAGCCAGAUAUCUACUUAGAGCUUACUCAUAAAUGGGCAGAAAAGUUUCGCAAAGAGAAAGAACAGUGGCUGAUGUGACUUUGAGUCUUGAGGUAGGAAAUAGAAUAAUUUUGAGGUAUGGCAUCAAACAUUACAAAAAUCUAUUUUAGCAAACAGGGCUCUAGGAGCAGAUUUUUUGUUUUUAGAAGAAUUGAGUCAACUAAAACUAAGCUCUGUGAAAUUACUGGCUACAAAAUGAGUUGCAACAUUGGGUUAGAGGACAUUAUACACUUGCAUUUGUGAAACUUUGGAUUGUUUUUUUUCCUGUUGAAACUUGCGCUAGGUACACUUUUAUGUCUGCUAGUAGCCCUCUUUUUUGUCCAAGUUACCAUUUUUCAUAUGUGGCCCUGACUUGAGAGUGUGCAAGUCAGUUCAACCAUUGGCAGUAUUAUAUAAACUCGAUUUCUAUUGUCACGUAUGCCUGUGUGUGUGGUGAUGAACAGUAACGUUGGCUGAUUGGUUGCCUCCCAAAGCCACAGGUGCUGAAGGCAAUUGUAGCACGAGUAACGCCGCAUAAUUCAAAUAUCUAAACUGAGAUCCUCCUGCAUUAUGUAUGGCCCAUUGUUGAAUCAUGGUGAAUUUACCAACUGAGCUACCAGUAACAGCUACUGAUUAAUUUAAAUACUAAAAUUUUUAAUUGGUGGUUGCUGUAAAAGCACUGAAUAUAUUUGAAUGUAUGUGGGCUUUCAGUUGCAUAACUAAUAUUGGAAAAUGCUGAGAUGUGUUUUUUGGGAGGCAGGUGAUGGGUCAAAUGAACUUUGGCGACUUCUUCCCAUCUGCUUUUUAUUAAUACGAAAACUGUGAAUGGCACAGUGUUUAUAUUGCAAUGUUCGUAUAAUUUAACAAAGUUUGUCUUGAGUUUUUGCAGCAUCCAUAAUGCAAUGAUGCACAAGAAUAGGUUAGGCUUAGGUGAAGGGCAGGGUGGAGAUGCAUCUUAGGGCUGGAUUUUUAGCCUGCGCUGGAGUAAGGGAUGAAAGCAGACAGCCACAGAAUGUUGUGCCACCAGCCCAUGACGCUCUGCUGCUUUCAAGUUGGAAGGCACAUGAUUGGCCUUCUAGCUGUGACAGCUGCUAUCCUUAACUGGGUGGACAGCCGGCCCUCUGGCCCUUACUUGGCUGCUACAAAGAAACUCGCAUUGUUUCCCGACACAGUGCGAUACCCCCAUUUGACUGAUGGUGAGAUUUGGAGCCCCGGAGGGAAAAUCUUUUCCUUAGGCAAUGGCAUCCGCACACAAGCCUGCAAUCGUCUUCACGUUUCUUGGUCCUUUUUCAAGAUUAAGAAAGUAUCAUGCUCGAGUGGUAUUAUUUACAUUUUCUUGACCUUAUAUAUAAUAUAAAAUUUUAAUUGAUAGAUUUACUAAAUCUGUAUUCCAUACUUUAACACAUAAAUUAUUUCUUGUUUUAUACCUGGUACUGCACCUGUGGAUUUCUUUAAUUGUCGACCAAAUAGUGAAUGGCUGUCAGAUUGUAAACUCAACAUUUGAGGAUGUCUUUUUGUUCAGUGACUUGAAUGGGUAAUGGCUUCUCAGAAUUGUUAAUUUUGGAGUCUGCUGAAAUGGGACAACUGUACUUGCUCAUGACUGGCCCUGCAUGAUCCCAUAAUAACCACAGUAAGGGUUCCAAAUACAUAUCUUAUGGACCAAUUAUUUGCCAAUGACACUAUAACAUUGUGCUGUUAGGACUAUUAAUUUGUGGUUUGCUCCCAAUUUUAAAUUAAAUUCAGUUGGUAAUAGGAUGCCAUAAUGGUGCAUGAGCUGAGAUGGCCCAUUAGUUAGUGGGAACCUUUUUCUUAGAGCAUGCUCAACGCUCACAUUUGAAUGAAAGCAAAAUACUGUGGAUGCUGGGAAUCGGAAAUAAAAACAUAAAAUGCUGGAAAAACUCAGUUCUGGCGGCAUCUGUGAAGAGAGAAACAGAGAGAACGUUUGAAGUACAUAUGAAGUCAUGUGGACUUGAAAUGUUAACUCUGUUUCUCUCUCCACAGAUGCUGCCAGGCCUGCUGAGCUUUUCCAUUAUUUUCCAGUAAUUUCACAUUUUGAAUAUGCACCAGUAAGUUUGUCUCUGAAGAUACAUCUGGAAUUACACUCCUGCCAUGUGUCCCAAUUGACAAGACUUCAAUUGUAUGAGAGAGGACCAGACCAGUUUUUUUUUCUUUACCAGUUUCAUUUGGAAAUCAUGUUAAGUAGACUGCAAAUAUAAUGAACCAUUUUUCUUUUGAUGAUCAGUAUGUUUAAGAUUUAAAUCUUUAAAGUCGCAGAAACCGAUCUAAUUUUGGAGAAUGCAUCCAGCAUUUUAUGAUUUGAGGAAUAUGAACCAUCUGACUGAUAUUGUAGUAAUACUGUUCUGCUUUUUGAUUUUUUUUGUCCCUACUGUUAGUAACUUGAUUUUUAGCUUUCUCCAGGGUAGCUGGGCCCUAUAUGGUCCUGUUUAGAUCUUUCCUUGUGCUUAAUAAAUCACUUCAGCAUAUUCCCAGCUUUCUCUUGGAGUUCAGGUUAAUUGAUUCCAAAUAUGAUAUAGAAAAAGUGGAAGUCAGUAAUUGUUAAAAUGAUUCACAGUUUCUGGCUACUGCCUUGAGGGUUAAUUCCAUUGGUUCACACUAUCAGUGGGCACCCUUACCUAAACACAGCAGUGUAUUAACUGUAAUGUCAUAACCAUUAUGUAGUUGCUGGAUUAGUAAUCCAAAGGCCUAAAUGAAUCAUCCAUAGAGUUCAUACCUCACCAUGGCAGAUUGAGUUUAAAAUUAGCUUAAAUACGAAAAAUAACAACUGCUGGUAUCAGUAAAACUGAUUAUGAAUCAGUUGAUUGUAGUUAAAAACCCAGUUAGUUCACACAAGUUCUUUAGGGAAGGAAACUUGACAUCCUUAUCUAGCCUCAUCCACGUGUGACUCCAGUUCCACUAAAACAUGGUUGGCUUAUAACUAACUGUGUCCUGAAGUGGCCCAGCAAGCCAGUCAAUUUUAUCAAACUGCCACAUGUCUUAGGUUCAAGAAGGAGGUCCACUAUCUCCUCAGGGAAACUGGAAAUCUACAAUAAAUGCUGUUUGCCAGCUACGAUUGCAUUCUGAGAAUUAAUUUAAAAACAAAAUUGUGCACAUGCUGAAGGACGUGCUGACAUUUCAGAUGAGGAUGAGCAUCCAUGCCAGCUGUGUGUACUCAUUAAAAUAGCCCUGUGUGCAGCUUUUAUAUCUUUUUGAACAGAUGUAAUUGUAGACUAAGUUUCUGUGUUUUGUGUGCACGUGCUUAUUUUUUGGGUGAGGGGGGAGGAUUGGAGGGGGAAAGAACUGUCUUGAAAUUUUGGCUUCCAAAACUCUUGCAUGUUUGGAGCAACUCAGGCUGGUUGUGCUGAUCCCAUCAAUACCAUGCUUAAAAUCAGCUAACUCAGUACAGACCAAUAUGGUUUGCAUCUUUGGGCCUCUUUUUCCUUCAUACCAAACUGUGGUGUAUUUAACUGAGCCAUCAGGAGUGAGCUGUUUAUAUUCCUCAAAUAGCAAAACUGAUCCUGAAUUGAAUCAUUUGUGCCUGGAAGCACCCGACUAUCCUUUAGAAUUUAUGCAGUUGUAAUACUUACAUGUGUUGACCAUAAACAUUCUUUAGUUUUGUGUAUUUGUUCAGUCGAACAGUGUAUACUGCUUUAACCACUUACAUAUCCUGACCAAAAAAAUGUGCACUGGGAAGCCAAAUGGCAUUGUAUUCCUGAAUAGCACUAAUGGCUGUUUUUUGUAGAAUAUUUGAUGAAUAUGGUGAAAACCAUAACCUGCAUGUAGCAAAGCAGUGGAGUAUUCCAAAAUGAAUACAAAAACAGACAGAACUGUUACUAGUACGGUGUUAUAAAUUAGACCAGCCUCUUCAAUUUAAAAUAUCUCUUCUAAGCUUUAGUUUUCAAUAUAUAAAUUAGAAAUUAAAUUACAGUAUUUUUCUUUUACAGUCAACAGUGUGCAAAAGCUGAAAAUGGAGAACAAAAAUUGUAAGAAAUAUAGUCUACCAAUUAAAAAAACAACAUACAAUGACCAUUUGUAAUUUGAGUUCAGCUUAUGUUGAAUUUUAACAUCGGCUCAGUAAAAACAGAGGUUGCAUUUUUAAUUCUGAUAACUUUUGUAUAAUUUUCAUUUUUGAAAAGAAUCUCAAACAAGUGCACACUUUGCAUCAACUUUUGUUUAAUUUUGGACUAUAUCUUGUACAUCAUGGUUACUACAAUAUGCUUAAUUUUGCAUUACCAUGUCACUUUGAGUUCCAAUUAGAUAUUAAAAGAUAUAUAUAUUUUUUCAUAAUUGUUUUAAGAAUGACAACCAUAUUUGGGCUUAAAUCUAUUUAAAGUGUAGUGUGUGGAAAUACUAUCUAAAGUUUCAACAGUGUGGAAGGGAAACAGAAUAAUUAUACAUCAGUAUCAGCAUACCCAAAUAACUUCAUAAACUGUCUGUAAAUACAUGUGGCUAAUCUCUGCAGCAUUAUCUGAGGCUUUCAUGAAUUUGCAUUUUCAAUAUUCCUGAAUAAAACCACAUUUCUUUGCAAUGAGGUUGAGGUGGAUAUUGGCUACAGCACUGUCUGACAUUUGGUUAAAUGUUGGUCAGGGGUUUAACUUCAGUUAUUUUCAAUAAAGAUGAAAGUGAAGAGAAUUCCAGUAUCAAGUCAGGUAAACAUCAGUGAAGAAUUACUUGAACCAAAGGGACCUGACUCUGAAGCAAAGGUUGUUUCAUCAUUCCAUCAAGUUUUCAGAGGGUAGUUAAUCUCUAUGUCAAAUUUAACGUUACAUUUUUAAUUAUAUUAGAAGGCCCAAUUAUGUGAGCACACUGUUUUGCUUGUGACUGAUAAGCUACUUGUAUUAAGUGAGACUCAAUUGACAAGUUGCAAAAUAAAGACUCUACUUUGUUUAUAAUGCAUGAACCCUCUAAACUUCAACAAAAUAAAAAUCCAUACCACUGUA
Messenger RNA from Carcharodon carcharias (great white shark), 6858 nucleotides. Its product is annotated as glycoprotein endo-alpha-1,2-mannosidase-like. Bases 611 to 1981 code for a protein of 456 amino acids. Gene Ontology annotation, cellular component: Golgi apparatus. The transcript has 5 exons. The record is from RefSeq and is a predicted model, not a curated record. Gene Ontology annotation, molecular function: alpha-mannosidase activity. NCBI's taxonomy places the organism in Eukaryota, Metazoa, Chordata, Chondrichthyes, Lamniformes, Lamnidae.